Molecule: messenger RNA, 544 nt
Organism: Chara braunii
Lineage: Eukaryota; Viridiplantae; Streptophyta; Charophyceae; Charales; Characeae
Source: the annotation of a GenBank genome assembly
GUCUGUCAGUGAGGGGUUGACGUCUACGUGGUGAGGUUUGGAAUCACUAACCCGGUUGUACACUUAUCACUAUGGUUGAGACCCGUAGUGGAAAGGAGACUAGCCCCUACACCACUGAGCAACAAAAAAAGAUGGCCGCCUUAGUCAGAGAGAGUAAGGAGAGGAAAGAGCGUGAAAAGCAAGCCAAGCUAAAGGCUAUCGCAGACGAGCAGGCGGCGAAGGUGAAGAGAUUGGAGGAGGAGAUGAAGAGGGUACAACAGGAGGAGGAAGAAAGAAGGAAGGCUGCUGAAGCAGAAGCGGUCGCAGAAGAAGAGAAAGAGAGAAUGAGAAUUGAGAGUGGGGAAGGAAGUAGUGGUGGUACGAUGAAGUGGGAGACAGAUACUAAGCUGGAGAAGAAGAUCAGCGAGUGGGUCGCUAAUUUAUCGUUGGGGGAAGACGAGGAGGCAGAGUCAUAUGUGACUAAGGAUGAGAAGGCUGCACUGGCCGCUGAGUUAGCAGCCAUGACGGACCCGAUGGAACGAAGAGAGAGGGAAGACGAGCAAAA